AUGAUGUCCUGUAGCCGCCGCCUCACAUCUCUGGCAUCUAUCCGCCCAUUUGCUGUCCGUGCUUACUCUUCCACUGUGCCCCGUCUGCACGAGAACCGCAUGCAACCUAAUGACCCCUCUCCGCCAGCCAAGAAGCCCAGUGUCUCUGUGUCUGAUGCCCCGGCCAAGUUCACUGCCCCAGUUGCCGACCUGCUGAACAUGGACAACACCUAUGUCGAGGACCCUGCCGUUGGCGAGCAAAUCCGUACCCUCCAGGCCCCGAACCGAUCUACCACCUGGGCUGCCAGCCAACAGCCUCGUGAGGAGGCCAUGACUGGUCCCCGUUUCGAGCAAACUAUCAUGGAGACUCAGCCUCGGCCCUUGGCUGCCAUUGAGCUCAUUCACAAGCAACCUGUCCGAUGGACCAAGUCCAGAGUUGUCAGCUGUGACGGUGGUGGUGGUCCCCUUGGUCACCCCAAGGUCUUCAUCAACACCGACAAGCCCGAGAUUGCGACCUGCGGCUACUGCGGUCUGCCCUUCGCCCAAGAAAAGCACAAAGCCUACCUUAAGUCCCUGCCUGCUACCAGCUACCCCCUCGAGCCCACCGGCCACCCAGCUGAAGUGAACGAGUCCCAGCGUGUUCCCCCCGCCACCGGUGGUUUGGAGCAGCGGUAA
Penicillium malachiteum is the source of this 654-nucleotide messenger RNA. RefSeq names its product zinc-finger domain-containing protein. NCBI's taxonomy places the organism in Eukaryota, Fungi, Ascomycota, Eurotiomycetes, Eurotiales, Aspergillaceae. Gene Ontology annotation, biological process: mitochondrial electron transport, NADH to ubiquinone. The coding region runs from base 1 to 654 and encodes 217 amino acids. The record is from RefSeq and is a predicted model, not a curated record. The transcript is spliced from 3 exons.